CACGAUCUUCACCCGCACACGUCAGCAUCAUCGUUGUCAUUCGUCGUUCCACUGCCAACCACAACAACAACCACCACCACCGCCAUGAAGAAGAUGAACCGCGAACUGAAGAUGGCACUGCUGGUGCUCCUGUACACAUUACAGGGCAUUCCCAUGGGUCUGGCGGCCAGCAUCCCGUUGUUGCUGCAGGAGCGGACAACCAACUACGGCUCCCAAGCCCUCUUCAGCUUCACGUCCUGGCCCUUCUCCCUCAAGCUCCUCUGGGCUCCCAUCGUGGAUGGGCUGUUCGUGCGCAAGUUUGGGAGGAGAAAGACGUGGUUGGUGCCGGCGCAGCUGCUGAUUGGCUUGCUCAUGCUGGUGGCUGCUCAGCCCAUCGACGCCAUGCUCAACGCCAGCGAGCCCAACAUUCACGCCAUCACCGCCAUCUUCUUUGUCCUCUACUUUCUGUGCGCAACCCAAGACAUCGCCGUGGAUGGAUGGGCGCUCACCAUGCUCGACGACAACGAUGUUGACAAGGCAUCCAUAUGCAACUCCCUUGGCCAGAGCCUAGGUUACUUCACGUCGUACCUUCUCUUCAUCGCCCUCAACGACACCAGCGUCUGCAACAAGUACUUUCGCAGCGUUCCCUCCGAUGAGCCGCUCGUCACCCUGGGCGAUUUCUUUGUCUUCUUCGGCAUUGUGUUUCUGGUCACCACCAUCAUUGUUGCCAUAUUCAAGCGUGAGGAGCCAACACGAGAGCACAAGGCUGAGAUCAGCAUCGCGGGAUCGUAUGUGAAGCUGACACAACUGCUCAGCCUGCGCCCGGUGCAGCUGCUGGGCCUGUUUCUCCUCACGUGUCGUCUUGGCUUUGUCUGCCUUGAGUCGACAUUUGCUCUCAAGCUGCAGGAGUUUGGCGUGCCCAAGGCAGAGAUUGCUGCUCUUGGACCUCUCGCUUUUCCCGUCCAGCUGCUGGUGCCGCCGCUGAUGGGCCGGUUUGCGGGUCGGCGGCUGGCGCUGUGGACAAAGUUGUAUCCAAUCCGCAUUGGUCUUGGCAUCUUGCUCUUGUGUGGGGCGCUGUAUGCGCAGGUGUAUCUUGCGCCGCGGGCAGAGGGCGGGCACGCGCCGCUGACUAUGAUGGAGUGGGUGGUGCUGCUGGUGCUCAACCUCACGUCGAGUGCACUAUCCCAGGCCAUGUUCACCCUGCAGAUGCAGUUCUACUGCCAAAUCAGCGACCCCUCCAUCGGCGGCACAUACAUGACGUUCCUAAACACGCUGACGAACCUGGGCGGCAUCUGGCCCGCCACCAGCAGCAUGUGGCUGAUUGGACAGCUCACAGACUGCACCUCCGACAUGGACGCGCACGUGUGCUCAGAGCGCAAGAAUAGGUUCUACAUUGUGGCCAGUGGCACCCUCGUUAUCGGGCUGCUGUGGUAUGUGUAUGCGGCGCCGUGGUUCCGUCGCUUGGAGACGUUGCCACCUUCCACGUGGCACAUUGCCGGCAGCAAGCGCACAGAUUGACUCCCAGUGCAGUAACGACACACAACAAGCAGGACACCUUGCUCGUCUUGCUUUUUGCUUGCUUGCUUACUUGCUUACUUGCUUGUCUGUAUGCUUGUGAUUCCAUCAUCACAACACCCAGCUGCGUUUCGACAGAAUUGAACUGAGCAGCAACGUGCA
Salpingoeca rosetta is the source of this 1656-nucleotide messenger RNA. RefSeq lists its product as uncharacterized. The transcript has 12 exons. Lineage: Eukaryota; Choanoflagellata; Craspedida; Salpingoecidae. The coding region runs from base 85 to 1497 and encodes 470 amino acids. Gene Ontology annotation, cellular component: membrane. Gene Ontology annotation, molecular function: acetyl-CoA transmembrane transporter activity. The record is from RefSeq and is a predicted model, not a curated record.